This is a messenger RNA of Dermatophagoides pteronyssinus (European house dust mite), 1586 nucleotides long. RefSeq lists its product as uncharacterized. The record is from RefSeq and is a predicted model, not a curated record. NCBI's taxonomy places the organism in Eukaryota, Metazoa, Arthropoda, Arachnida, Sarcoptiformes, Pyroglyphidae.
ACUCGUUUUGACCAAUGUAUAAUAAGAAUAUUUUCGUCAUUAUAAUAAUGAUUUUUAUAAUUAUUCAUCAAAGUACAACGAUAUUACAAACCAAUAAUAUUCAAAAACGACAAUUGCAAUCAACAAUUCCAUGUGGUACAAAAUAUUUAAAAGAAACAAUUGGCCUGUCGAUAACCAAUAAUAAUUUAUAUCAAUUUUUAUUUAUAAAUAAUACGAUACAAAUUAUCAGAUAUGAUUAUCAAAAAUUAUCGGAAAAUAAUAUCGAUAAAAAUGACUAUAAAUUAAAUUUGAUUGAUGGUGAAAUGUUGAAUAAUGGAUUAGUUGCAUUAGUAUUUCCAAAUAUAGUUGAACAAAUCAUGACAGUAAUACAAUGGAAAGCUAGUGAUGAACAAUCAAAAAAUCAUCAUCAUCAUCAAACACCAAUAAUAAGUAUGGCAAUAUCAUAUAAUCCGGAUAAAAGAAUUUGUAUUUAUUGUCUGAAAACAUUUGAUCAAUUAACAUAUUAUAAUGGUCAUUAUAAUCAGGAAAUUGAUUUUGGUAAAGUAAAAACAUUUAUUAAUAAAUAUGAUAAACAAAUGAUAAAAAGUACCAUUUCAAAUGAAAAUAAUGGAAUAUUAUCAUCUGUUUAUAGUCAUAAAUUAUCAUUCAGUUUAGAUAUUAUAAAAUUAAUGAAAAAUUAUCAAAAUGAUGAUGAUUUUAUAUGGGAAAAACAUUUUGUAAUUGAUUCAAGUUUACAAUUUAUAAAUGAAAUGGAUGAUUACACUACCGAACAAGAACAACAAGAAUUUACAAAAUCAUUUGCCCAGGUAUUUGGUCAACAUAAAUUUAUAUAUGGUUUUAUUGAUAAUGAUCGAAUCUUUUUAUUCGCAAAUCAAGAUGAAAAAUUAAUUACAUUUUCAUCAAAUUUUAAAAGAGAAAAUGCUGAUAUUGAUGAAGAAUAUCCAUUUAAAUUACAAUCAUUUAAAGAUUUUUUUCAUUGUAAUCGACCAUUAGAUCCGGUUAAAAUUGAUGAUAAUAAACAAACGACUAUUUCUACAACUACUACUGUAAAGCCACAACCAUCAACAAAACAUGAUGAUUCUACUACAACAAUGAAGACGAUAACUACCGAAAAACAACAACCAUCACCGUCAACAACAACAAUAAUAUCGACAAUAAAAACAGCAGUUACAAAAUUACCGAAUUCUAUUACUAUCAAGCCGAAUAAUUUGAAAACAACAACUAUACGAUCAAUAUUUGAUCAACAACCAAUAACAAUUCCAUAUUUAAUAAUAAUAUUAAUAUUAUCAAUAUUAGUAUUUUUAGUAUUAACGUUAAUUUGUUUGGUUGUUUAUUAUAUACAAAAAAUUAAAAAAAUUAAAACACCAUUAUCGAUACAUAAAUUUCUAUUACAACGUUAUAGUUUACAAAAUUCACCUAGUAAUCGAUUAGAUGGUAGAUUUUCAUUAAAUUCAUCAAUAUUACCAACAUCAAUAUCAACAACAACAACAGUGAGCGAAAAAUUAUCAACAAAUUCAUCAUCAAUGAUAUCAAAAACACCACCAACACAAAUGAUGAAUAAUAAAACGAUAAAUCCGAAUUAUUAA